GGAGAUUACAAGUCACUUGAUCCCGCUGAUAUCCUAGAGAGGCUAAACACUCAUGUGUUUCAGCUUGCUGAAAAGAGAGAUCUCUAUGGACUGAGCUAUGGCAGAUCAUGCGCUCUGAAGGCCAAGGCAGUGUCUGAAUCUGAAGGUGAAGAUUCUGGUAGCAACCUUGGUGAUCCUGAAGAACUGAGCCAGGAGCUAGCAAUGCUCAUGAAGAAAUGCCAGAAGUUCUCAAGACGUGGUCGCUUCGAAAAAUCCUCAAGAAGUGAUGAUUCCUCAUCCCGUGACUAUAAGAAGAGACUGUGCCACAAGUGCAAGAAACCUGGUCACUACAUUCAAGACUGUCCUCAGUGGGAAAAGGAAUCAAAGAAGAAGAAAUACAAGGAUUACAGUUCUGAUGAUUCAAAGAAGAAGAAGAAAGCUUCAAAAUCUUCAUCAAAAUCCUCGAAGUCUUCAUCUCACAAGAAGAGCAGCUCCAAGAAGGCUCGGGCAUUCAUUGGCAAGGAAAUGGACUCUGGGACUGAGUUUGAGGAACAUGAGGAGGAGGAGGCAUCUGAGGAGUCAGAAUCUGGUGUGGCGAGCCUAGCCCUCGCUACUGCGUUCGUGAGUAAGUCCACCUUCAACACUAGUGAAAAUGGCUUCCACAACAAGGCUGGUGACAACGAUGAUGACUACGCUCCCACCUAUUGCUUCAUGGCAAAGGGUGCCAAGGUACUCAAAUAUCCCUCCUCUGAAUCAAGUGAGGAUGAAUCUGAUGAAAACCUCAAGCCUAGCUACUCUAAACUUGCUAAGAUUGCUGUGAAACAACAAAAGGCUUUUGAUAAGGUUCAAAAUAUGUUAGAUAAAAGUGAUGAUAUGUUGGGCUCUCCAAGGUCAACUAGGGAGGUUCCAAUCAACGUGACUCUCGAUGUGUUUCACAAUCUCUUCAAUCGCUUCAAGAGGCUUGAUAAUGAAAAUGUUCAGCAAACUUUCGAUCCCCACACGAAUAUCUCAAAUGAGCUACAAGCAUUGGGUGCUGCUGAUAUCACUAACCACGAGGUGGUGAAGAAAUUGCUGAGGUCUCUUGACAGCUCCUUUGACACCUUGGCCCUGAUGAUACAAGAGCGUCCUGAUUACAAGUCACUUGAUCCUGCUGAUAUUCUUGAGAGGCUCAAUACUCAUGAAUUUCAACAAGCUGAGAACAGAGAUAUGUGUCCCAGCUAUGGACAACCUCAUGCACUGAAGGCGAAGGGUAAAGCAAACACAAUUUGUUCAUCUGAAGAAGAAGAAUAA
Molecule: messenger RNA, 1269 nt
Organism: Aegilops tauschii subsp. strangulata
Lineage: Eukaryota; Viridiplantae; Streptophyta; Magnoliopsida; Poales; Poaceae
Source: RefSeq, a predicted model, not a curated record